Molecule: messenger RNA, 411 nt
Organism: Closterium sp. Naga37s-1
Lineage: Eukaryota; Viridiplantae; Streptophyta; Zygnematophyceae; Desmidiales; Closteriaceae
Source: the annotation of a GenBank genome assembly
AUGUCUGGAAAGGGGGCCAAAGGACUUAUGGGCAAGGGCCCAGAGGGCCUGGACAAGCUAAGAGACAAAAAGAAGCCAAUUUCACGUUCUUCUAAAGCGGGCUUGCAGUUCCCCGUGGGACGCAUCCAUCGCCUGCUCAAGUUGAGAGUGGCCGCUAACGGCCGAGUCGGUGCCACUGCAGCAGUGUACGGCGCUGCAAUCCUCGAGUAUCUCACAGCGGAAGUUCUAGAGCUAGCGGGGAACGCGUCGAAGGACUUAAAGGUGAAGCGUAUUACACCGCGUCAUCUUCAGCUGGCGAUCAGAGGCGACGAGGAGUUGGAUACAUUGAUCAAGGGUACGAUCGCUGGUGGUGGUGUCAUCCCACAUAUUCACAAGUCGCUGAUCAACAAGCAAGGAGGAAAGAAAGACUGA